Messenger RNA from Verticillium alfalfae VaMs.102, 300 nucleotides. RefSeq names its product dltE. Bases 1 to 300 code for a protein of 99 amino acids. The transcript has a single exon. Lineage: Eukaryota; Fungi; Ascomycota; Sordariomycetes; Glomerellales; Plectosphaerellaceae. The record is from RefSeq and is a predicted model, not a curated record.
AUGUCUACCUCGGUCAAACAUCAAAGAGCCUUCUCAGAAAGCUGGCUAAUAAUUCAAUUCUUCACAUAUGAGUUCAUCGGUAUGCCUCCUGAGCAGCGUCCCCUCGACAUCACCUGCGCUCUCAUUACUGGCGGUGCAGGCGUAAUCGGCAAAGCCCUCGCCACAUUCUUCCUCUCCCAAGGCAAAAAGGUCAUCAUUGCCGGCCGCACAGAUUCAAACUCAAGGCAGCGUGCGGCGAAUCGGGGUGACGGCCGACUGCACCCGAAAAUGGUGACACGUCCUCCAUCCCCCCCGCUGUGA